Messenger RNA from Pipistrellus kuhlii (Kuhl's pipistrelle), 367 nucleotides. RefSeq names its product spermatid nuclear transition protein 3. Bases 86 to 367 code for a protein of 93 amino acids. NCBI's taxonomy places the organism in Eukaryota, Metazoa, Chordata, Mammalia, Chiroptera, Vespertilionidae. The transcript is spliced from 2 exons. The record is from RefSeq and is a predicted model, not a curated record.
AGCUGAAGGGUGUGGCUCUUCAUUGUUCUGGCAAGGGAUAUUUUUCAGUUUGGCUAGGAGCUCUGGGCCACAGGGAUGGUUCAACAUGGCUAAGGUUGCCAGGAAACCAGAGGAACGUAGAAAAGUUAUGGAACAAGCAACCGCAAGCACAAAACAAACAACUUCAACCACAAAACGGAGAAAGAAGAGGAAGAACCCCUAUCAACCCAGGUCCAGAGAUGGUGGCAAGGUGAAGAAGAUACAAAGGGAAAUAAAAAGACUGCUUCAUGGGAGUUCAAGAAAAAAAUCCUCUUGCACUAGUAUAGAAAUUCCAAGAAAGGUGAAGAGAGUGAAAAGGGCCAAGAAGUUUCGGCCAUUAACAAAAUGA